CCCUCCCCUCCCUCCGAGUGUGUGUCAGUGACCCAGAGCGGUGUGAGGCGGAGGGACCGUCGGGGGGCGCCGCCGCGGCCGCCGCCUCCACCAGCAGCACCAGCGGCGCCGCGCGUUCGGUUUUGCCUCGAGCCCUUCGGAAGCGCACCACAAAGCGGGCUCCGUGCCUCUCCCUCCGCCCGCGGCUCCUCAGCGCUCGGCUCCGUGGCCAACUUCCCUCGCGGGGCUUGGCCGGCUCGUGUAGAAGGCGGCGGCAGAACGCUGGGCUGUCUGCUCGCGCUCCUCGCGUACGCACACCUCUCACCCCCUCGCUCCGGGUCUCGGGGCCGUGCUGGAUUGCGGCCACCAGUAAUUGUCCGGAGAUAAUGCUAAAGUGUCCAAGGCUCCUGACCAGUGAACAAAGAUUUGAGAAAGACAGCCAAGCUCAUUUUUCUCCUGAUCAAGAAAUCAUCCCUUCCAAAGCACCAGUAAAAUAUGGUGAACUCAUUGUCUUAUGGUAUAAUGGAUCUCUCCCUAACGGCGAUAGAGGAAGAAAAAGUAGGUUUGCUUUGUUUAAAAGACCUAAGGCAAAUGGGGUGAAGCCCAGCACUGUGCAUAUUGCUUGUACUCCUCAGGCUGCAAAGGCAAUAAGCAACAAGGACCAGCACAGCAUAUCGUAUACCUUAUCUCGGGCCCAGACAGUAGUGGUUGAAUAUACUCAUGACAGCAACACUGAUAUGUUUCAGAUUGGUCGGUCAACUGAAAGUCCAAUUGAUUUUGUAGUAACUGACACAGUUCCCGGAAGCCAAAGUAAUUCUGAUACACAGUCCGUGCAAAGCACUAUAUCAAGGUUUGCCUGUAGAAUCAUAUGUGAACGGAAUCCCCCCUUUACAGCACGGAUUUAUGCUGCAGGAUUUGACUCAUCAAAAAACAUCUUCCUUGGGGAGAAGGCUGCCAAAUGGAAGACAUCAGAUGGGCAGAUGGAUGGUUUGACCACUAAUGGCGUUCUUGUUAUGCAUCCACGCAAUGGGUUCACAGAAGACUCCAAGCCUGGAAUAUGGAGAGAAAUAUCAGUGUGUGGAAAUGUGUUCAGCCUGCGGGAAACCAGAUCAGCUCAGCAGAGAGGAAAAAUGGUGGAAAUUGAAACCAAUCAAUUACAAGAUGGCUCGUUAAUUGACCUCUGCGGUGCAACAUUGCUGUGGCGUACUGCAGAAGGCCUUUCCCACACUCCUACAGUGAAGCAUUUAGAAGCUUUAAGACAGGAAAUCAAUGCAGCACGACCUCAGUGCCCUGUCGGGUUCAACACACUAGCGUUUCCUAGUAUGAAGAGGAAAGAUGUUGUGAUAAAACAACCAUGGGUAUAUCUAAACUGCGGCCAUGUGCAUGGCUAUCAUAACUGGGGAAAAGAAGAACGUGAUGGAAAAGAUCGUGAAUGUCCCAUGUGUAGGUCUGUUGGUCCCUAUGUCCCUCUGUGGCUUGGAUGUGAAGCUGGAUUUUAUGUGGACGCCGGCCCUCCAACCCAUGCGUUCAGCCCAUGCGGGCAUGUGUGUUCAGAAAAGACAACUGCCUAUUGGUCCCAGAUCCCACUUCCUCAUGGUACUCAUACUUUUCACGCAGCCUGCCCCUUUUGUGCACAUCAGUUGGCUGGUGAACAAGGCUACAUCAGACUUAUUUUCCAAGGACCUCUAGACUAACAGACAGUUGUCCUCCAGGACUACAUUAUAAAUUUAUAAGCUAAGUGAGUUGGGUUUUCCAACCUGUUGUCCAUGUCACAGUUUCUCUGCUCUGGUCAUUUGCAUUAAGAUGAAGAAUUUUUUUAAACAUUUAUAAUAAAUAGCAACAAUUUCUGAUCAAAAAAUCUGGGAAACUCAAGAAAAGAAUUUCUGAAAGUACCAGACUUCUGAAUUCUGAGUUUUGAAAAUCUAUUUUGAGGAUAAAAAGACAUAGUCUAAUUUGUUGCCUUCCUUUUAGUGUUUUUGAAUCACCCAUCCUCAGUGUUGAAAAAUUGUUUUAUAUAACUGAGGGUACUGUUGGUUCAAACUAUGUUAGUUUACAGUUUGUUGCAAACAUUGUAAAAUACAGCAACGUGUAUAUUAACUUUUUUCUAUUUAUCUUUAUUAUAGAAAAUAUCUUAGAAUGUUCUUGAUAGAGUAGCAUGGUAACGAUGGUGUCACACUCAUGGUGUGAAUGGUAGUUUAGCGAGUAUAGCUCAAGGAUUUGCAAGCUUAGAAAGAAGGACAAGAGAGCCUCUCCCCACCCCCCUUCUAAAUAUGGAAUUUGGUAAAUUAGAAUACUUUGUAAAACCAAAUUCAUAUUAAUUACUAUUGUGUAAGAGCUGUUUGUUUUUAACCACGUUGAAUAUAAUCAGGAAAGUUCUUUUUCUUAAUGUUUCUCUCUCAAGUAUAGUAUAUAACGAAAACUUAAUGCUAAGAAACAUUUUAUAUGCUCCGUUGAAUAUGCAAUUUAAUCUAGAUUAUCUAUUUUUCUCCCAUGAUAACUAAUCUGUUUUUAGUACCAGCAACAUUUGGCAAGUUUAUUUUUUAGAUAUAAACUGUGGUUCAUCUGUUCACUGUUUCUAGAAAAAAAUCAUUCUCAUGAGAAAAAGCAUAAAUUAACAAGGAAGAGAGUGACUUGAUUUGCUUUUAGAAAAAGAAAUGCUUAACUAAUUGAUUAUUCUGUAUGUGGUCUUACCCAGGCAUUAAGAAAUCUAGAAAGAGAUAAAGGGUUGAAUGACAACAGUGCCCCCUUCUUUUUAACCUAGCAGACCAGCCUUAACUGUGUGGGCUUUGAAUUCUAAGGAGAGUUGCCACCGUGUGACUCGAGGAAAUGUUUGGUUGGCAGAUGAGCGCCAUUGACAGCCGAGUAAAGGAACAUACUUGCACGGUAUGUUUAUUCUCUAAUUCCAAUGAGUUCUUUGCUUCAAGAAGCAAGAAAAUGUUUCUUCACUCCCUCCCCUCCCCUUUUCAUAAUGUACCACAAGGGACACAUAGACAGUUGCACUACAUCAAACCCUUUGUGACCUUGUAGAAAUCAGUACACUUUUAGAUUAGACAGGAUCUUUUUUUUUUUUAAUCUUCUGAUUUGUGUUCCUUUAGUUUGAAAGUUGUGUAAUACUUAAUUGACUCUAGCAAAUUUUUGUAUGUGGUAGUAUAGCUUUAAUUUAUCAUAACUAUUACUAUGCUGUUCUGAAUUUUCUUUUAGUUUAAAAAAAAAAAACCUGUUGCUUAGAAGCCAUGAACUAUUUUUACUUUAAUUGAACUUGUCAGAAUUUCCUUGUUUUUAAAAAUGAUCAUUUGGGUUCACUCAGGAAAUGCAUGUCAGGAAACUUGUAUUAUAAGUUUACUAGUUGUGAUGUAUCAGUAACUGCUGUUAUCCCCUUUUCAAAGAAAUAUAAUUGAUUUUGAAGUUUUCCACAUAGUCACAUGCUUUGUGACUAAUGCAAGGAAAUCAAGUCCUGUGUUGUAUUUGUUCUAGUCAUUUCUAUUCAGGCUAUAUAUUGUAGCUAAUUUUUAUUUGCAAUUAAUUUAUUCAAACUAAGUAAAUACUUUUCAAAAUAGAUACUUGAAUUUGUCUCUGUGAGUUCAUUAUUGCAUAACUGAGAAUGGGAAACCAGACACAAAAACUUGUGGACAAAUCUACCUCUCCCCCACUUCAAAAAUACUCACUUUAAAUAGGUGAAGAAUUUGCAUUUAAUGUAACGCUUUAAAUCGCUGGUCCUCUUGGGAACGCAUCUGUUACUUAUUAAUAAAGGAACUUUGUGUAGUGGUUGAAUAAUUGAGGCUUUAGUUAAGUCCUGCUGAGAGUUGGCUCUUUGCAAGUUGAAUACUAGACUGUUUACACAGUGCCUCGAUGUCCAUGAAAGGUCCACGUUCUUCUCAAAGUGCCUGAAUUUUCUCCUCCCAGCUAUGAAAAGUCUGAUUCAUUUUCUAUCAAAUUCAAGUUUUGAAAACUCAGGCUAUUUAAAUCAUUAGGUGUUUUUCUGUUCAAGCAUUUUGAAUAUUGGUUCCGUCAUUCUGCCUAUAUCUAAUGAAACACUUUUACCUACUCAGUUGUAUUAAGGGAAUGUCAGUAUUCUGGCCAAGGAGAAAAAGUUGCAUUUAGGUCUCCCAAAGGUAAUCUUUAUGGCUUAACUCUUUUAUGAAAGUGAUCUAAUUAUCUAAAUACUUCCUUAAUUUGUAUAGGGAAUUUCCCUUCAUCUAACAUUUUAGGGUCAUGAAGCAAGAAAGAGUAAAUAUCCAGAAGGAGGAGUCUUUUACCAGGCUAUCUUCCUGAAGCUGUAAUUGCUUACUUCCAUCAUUUAAAAAACAUGCUGACACAUGCAAAAUAGUAUAGGGGUAAAUAAUCAUGUAAUAAAUCUAUAAUUACAUCUAACAUGAAUACUGCUACUCUACUCUUCCCUCAGGAUACCUCAAGAACCAUGUGUGAUGCAUGACCUUCUGACAUAUAGACUGAGCAAGUGAGUGAGGGCACCAAUGAAAAUCCAUCCAUUAUUUCUUUAAAUUUAUAAGAUAAAUAUAAUUUUAACACUUUGGCCCCUCAUUGUGAUGGAUCAUUUUGUGGUAUCCCACCUUAGAGACCACUGGCUAAAAGAUAGGUGAUCCAUUCUUUUGUGUUUAUGUUCUAAGCAUUAACCCUGUAGCAAAUGAGAUUAUCAAAAUACUGCUUACUGAACUGCAUUAUUCUUUCUGUCUCCUACUCCCACUUUCAGAAGUAAGUAUGCUUUUAGUCCAUGCCCUCAAGU
Messenger RNA from Lynx canadensis (Canada lynx), 4720 nucleotides. It is a transcript of the gene PELI1, whose product is annotated as pellino E3 ubiquitin protein ligase 1. Gene Ontology annotation, biological process: regulation of Toll signaling pathway; protein K48-linked ubiquitination. Lineage: Eukaryota; Metazoa; Chordata; Mammalia; Carnivora; Felidae. The record is from RefSeq and is a predicted model, not a curated record. Gene Ontology annotation, molecular function: ubiquitin protein ligase activity; protein binding.